Onychostoma macrolepis is the source of this 2612-nucleotide messenger RNA. RefSeq names its product thyrotropin-releasing hormone-degrading ectoenzyme-like. Gene Ontology annotation, cellular component: cytoplasm. The transcript has 9 exons. Gene Ontology annotation, molecular function: metalloaminopeptidase activity; peptide binding; zinc ion binding. Lineage: Eukaryota; Metazoa; Chordata; Actinopteri; Cypriniformes; Cyprinidae. Gene Ontology annotation, biological process: peptide catabolic process; proteolysis. Bases 1 to 999 code for a protein of 332 amino acids. The record is from RefSeq and is a predicted model, not a curated record.
AUGGGACAAGGAAAAGGAGAAGGAGGAGAGGCAAAAGAUGUCGGCCGCUUCUCUUUUUUCCCCCACUCUCAUGAGAUACUUGUGGGAGUUUCUAAAAGACUGAAAGGAAAAGCGGGGUAUUUGCCCCAAAAUGUCCCCCUGCAGAUGAUCUCAUAUUUGUCUCAGGAGACUGAGUUUCUGCCGUGGCACGCUGCAAGUCGAGCUCUUUACCAGCUGGACAAACUCCUUGACCGCACUGAAGACCACAGCUUGUUCAGCGACUAUGUUCUAAGACAGGUGGAACCGAAGUAUCACAAGUUGGGCUGGCCAGCCACUUCCCCUGAGGGCUCCUACAUGCAGGCAGCUUAUCAGACCGAAGAGCUACAGAGAGAGGUAAUGAUGCUGGCCUGCAGUUUUGGAAACAAACACUGUCACCGUCAGGCUGUUUCUCUUAUUUCAGACUGGAUUUCCAGCAACAAGAACAGGAUUCCACCCAACGUGCGGGACAUUGUGUACUGCACAGGUGUUUCUCUGAUGGAUGAGGACGUGUGGGAGUUUAUCUGGAUGAAGUUUCACUCCUCUACAGCCAUCUCUGAGAAGAAGGUUCUUCUGGAGGCUUUGACCUGCAGUGACAACAUCUUCCUGCUCAACAGGCUCCUGAAUCUGUCCCUCACCUCUGACCUGGUGCCGGAUCAGGACGUGAUUGAUGUCAUCAUACAUGUGGGCCGCAAUCCGCUUGGAAGACAUUUAGCGUGGAGAUAUUUCCGCGAGAAGUGGGACAUAUUGAAUUCCAGGUAUGGAGAGGCCUUAUUUAUGAACUCAAAAUUAAUCAGCGGCGUGACAGAGUUUCUCAACACUGAGGCCGAGUUGAAUGAGCUGAAAGAGUUCAUCCUGACCAGCGGGGGAGAGUCAGCACCUGCAUUCGCUCGAGCCGUUGAGAUCGUUCAAGCUAAUGUAAAAUGGCACGUCCUGUUCCAGCAACAGUUCUACCGGUGGCUGCAGAAAGCUCUUGAUGGUUAGCCUCUAUUAGCAUGGAAAUCCUAUUAGACAUUUCCAGGCCAGAGGCGUGAGGACACUUACGUGAAAUUAAAAAUAAAACAUUUACGGACUCUGAGAAAUUGGAGCAAAAUUGAACUUCUGCUUCUCUGCUGUUUAUGAAACAACCAAGCACUGACAGACCAAGAUGAAUUCGCAGAGAACAGCGCCGCCCUCUUGGCCAGCCCAGUCACUGCACAAAAGACAAUUUAAGGUGGAGGAAAAGGACAACUUGUAGAAAAUUCAUUGAAGAAAUUGCAUCACUCAAUAUAGUAACUGAUGGAAUGAAAUUUGCACUUUUGAUUUAACAAGAACCAAUUAAGUUUCAUUUUACACUAGAGCAUACAUGUGGAUUGGCUUGAUUGGACUGCUAAAUCAUUUUUAACGUGAUUUGAUCCUCUUUUUAUCCAAAUUUUAUUCAUAUGAAAUAUAAAUUAUUUUUAAAACAUAAUCUUGACAAGUAGUUUUUGAAAAUGCCCGUCUUUCCCUGAUUCAGUCAAAUUUAGGAGCUGUUCAUGUAAUUUUAUUAACUACAAAAGAGAGAAAAUGUCUAUGAAGGGACUUUGUCUACACUCUGCAUUCCCUCCCCAAAGACUGCUGCUGUUCUGAAAUGGAACAGAAACGCUUUUCAAAGUUUAAAUUUCAGUGAUAAGCUGCUCUUUGCUUUCCUUGCACAAUCACACCAUUUUAUUGAUUUAUAUUUUGUACGAUAUCAAAUGAGGCCAUAUCUACCUUCAUCAAUCAGUUAAAUAAAGGUAACUGCAGGUCAUGAGAGGAUCAAGAACAGGCCAUUGUCAUUUGUCUGUUAUCAUGGACAAACACAUGCAGGCUUGUCUGAUUAUGGGUCGAUAUUUAUUAAGGAAUUCUUAAAGGUGCCUAUCUCUGUUGUCUUGGGUCAGUAGUGUAUUGAAGAUGGAGAUUCUAUAAUAUUGACACAUGAUAAUUAUAUAACUUGAAGGUUAUGCAUAUACAUGUAUGCUGGUUUAUGUGUAUAUAUUUAUACAACGUUAAAUAACAUGGGUCAAUGAUGUGGCUUUUUUGUGUUUGUUUCAAGUUUUUUGGGAAUUAAAGGGAUAGUUCAUCCAAAAAUGAAAAUUCUGUCAUCAUUUACUCACCCUUAUGUUGUCCCAUGCGCCUUUUAUCUUUGGAAUUAAAAAGAGAUUUUUAUUUUUAUUUUUUAAAUAUAUUUUCUUAUGAUUUUUGUCUUAUAAAGAGGCACGAUUGCUUUAUGAUAAACAGAUUAAUUUAAGUUUUUAUUCCCAUUUAACCAUUGACCAACACAAAUAAAGCUCAUUAGUAUGGUUGAAGCUCAACUGUGUGCUUGACGUGCAAGAACAAACCUCAGUGAAUUUCAUCCAUCAAGAAAGCAAAUGAUGAAAUAUUUUUAUUUUUUAUUUUUUGGAUGAACUAUCACUUUAAGUUAUUUAAAAGUACUGUAUAUUGAUGCAGUUUACACAGACAAUGGCCUAAAUGCUGAACUUCUGUGAUGAAAGUGUGCAAAUUCGGAAUUAAAAUGAAUUUUGAAAUUUUUUGUGAAUAUUAAAAUAAAACCUGUCAAGGUGGUGUAACCAUUAAAAGAUGUAUUUUAUUUUUAAAUA